Messenger RNA from Aspergillus brunneoviolaceus CBS 621.78, 1203 nucleotides. RefSeq names its product putative aminotransferase. The record is from RefSeq and is a predicted model, not a curated record. Bases 1 to 1203 code for a protein of 400 amino acids. Lineage: Eukaryota; Fungi; Ascomycota; Eurotiomycetes; Eurotiales; Aspergillaceae. The transcript has 6 exons.
AUGACUUUCAGCAUUUCUGAGGCUAGAUCUCGCUUUCCUGCUCUGAACCAGGAACAGGUCUUCCUCGACAAUGCCGGAGGCAGCCAGGCUUUGGACUCGGUCAUUGAAUCUAUUUCGACCUACCUCUCGAGCACCAACGUUCAAUUAGGCGCCACCUACACAAUAGCCAAAGCGUCAACUGCCGCCUACGGUCACGGCUACGAAGCAGCAGCUAAGUUCAUCAACGCAAAGCCUGAGGAGAUCUGCCUGGGAGUUUCGACCACGCAGCUCCUUCACAAUCUAUCAACCGCCCUUGACUUUCAGCCCGGAGACGAACUUAUUAUCUCGAAACUUAACCACGAAGCCAAUUCCGCUGCUUGGGAUAGAAUCGCCACACGCCUGGGGCUGACAGUGAAAUGGUGGUCGGCUUCCGACCGUCAGAAUCCCAUCUGUGACCCUGAGGAGCUGAAAGCGUUGCUCUCCAACAAGACAAGGCUCGUGGCGUUUCCACACGCCUCGAACAUCACCGGCACCAUCAGCGACGUCAAGCAGAUCACCACAUUAGUGCAUCAGUAUCCCCGAGCCCUAGUGUGCGUCGACGGUGUCGCACUCGCCCCACACCGACAAGUUGAUGUUAAAGACCUUGACGUUGACUUUUACGCUUUCUCGUGGUACAAAGUCUACGGUCCUCAUAUGGCCCAACUCUACGCUGCAUCGCGGAUCCAUGACCAGAUCAGCCCUCUGUGCCACUAUUUCAAGUCCACACAAACACUCGAUCUAAAGCUCAAUCUCGCCUCGGCAAAUUACGAGCUGACGCAAAGCAUCCCUCGCGUUCUCGAGUACUUCGGUUCUGAUUUCUCUGCAGCGUGGGAUCAGAUCGCUACCUUUGAGGAGAAGCUACAGAAGAUCCUUUUGGACUAUCUGAACGAAGAGGGACGUAUCACAAUCUAUGGAGAACCGUCAGCAAGCAAGGAGCUUCGGGUUCCUGUCAUCAGUUUUGUGGUGAGGGGGAUCAAGAGUCAGGCUUUUGUGGAGGAGGUUGAGAAGCGAUCGCCGUUUGGCUUCCGAAGUGGGCAUAUGUAUAGUCACCGUCUGGUCAAGGAUAUCAUUGGCUUGGAUGACAUCGAGGAUGGUGUCGUGCGGAUCAGUAUGCUGCACUAUAAUACGGAGGACGAAAUUAAUUCGCUUGUGAAGGUGUUGCGGGAAGUCGUUGCCGCGAAAUAA